Molecule: messenger RNA, 2070 nt
Organism: Oppia nitens
Lineage: Eukaryota; Metazoa; Arthropoda; Arachnida; Sarcoptiformes; Oppiidae
Product: glutaminyl-peptide cyclotransferase-like
Exons: 8
Coding region: 1-2070 (689 amino acids)
Molecular function (GO): glutaminyl-peptide cyclotransferase activity; protein binding; zinc ion binding
Source: RefSeq, a predicted model, not a curated record
AUGUCUAAUAAAUCAAUGGUUCGCUACCCGAGAGACAGUUUUGACCGCUUUGGCGAUGAUUUGUGCCGACUAUUACUCAGAUAUCUGCCAACUGACGACCGGUUCCGAUAUGAAUGCGUUAGCAAACAAUGGCAAACAUUUAUUUAUGAAACAGUUGUUUCAUUCAAAAUACAACCAAUUUAUCGGACAAUUAAAUGGCAGAUAUUGAAGAAAAUCAUCAAAAAGUGUCCCAAUAUUACUCAUAUUCAGUCCUCUCGAAGACAGAACUUGAAUUCAUUGAUGAAUAAAAACAUUUGCAAUGUAUUCACUAAAUAUAACCAUCAUUUGACAAACAUUGAUAUCUAUGUAGAGAUAGGAUUGUCAAUGAAAUUGAUAUACAAAUUGUUAUCAAAAUUUGCUAAACAAUUGACAUCACUAUCGAUUAAAUCAUUGAACGACACGGCCUAUGCAAACGUACAUUUAAGACAACAAUUUUUGUAUAACAACUUGUCAUUUAAAAGAUUGUCAACAUUUAAGUUUGUUUAUCACGAAAGCGAUACCGAUUGGUAUCUACUGUUUGCCGAUAAAUGCGGUCAACAAAUACAAUCAAUGGACGUACAGAUAAUGGGAAUGGACGACCAAUCGUUGUCACAAUUGUUUAUUGGUUUAUCAAAAAUGCCAAAAUUGGUUGAACUGUGUUUGAGGCGCCUAUCGAUUAGCUUUGACAUCCCAAAUGUCAAUCAAUUAGACAACUGGUUGGCCAUAAUCGGAGCAUACUUUCCCCAAGUAUUCAGUUUAUAUAUAGGAAACAGUUGUGGACGCAAUCAUUUGCUAACAAAAAGUCAUCGAUUUCCUCAAUUGACACACCUGUCCAUUGGUGGUCAUCUCAAACUCGAUGACGGAUUCUUUAACAAUAUUGACAACAAUUAUCCUAAACUUCGAUACUUUGCCGCUAAUUGUGUUACAAUUACUAAUAAAUCAACAUUUGAAUCAUUAUCUCAACUAAAAUAUCUUAAAAAUAAGAUUUUUUUAUUAUUAUUAUGUAUACAAUGUUUGACACAAACAUCACAACAACACAAUCGCUUCAAGCGUUGGGAUUACAGAGAGUUGACACAUCAACCAAAGCCACUGACGGAUAAUAAGAUAAAAUUUUUGGCCUCAAAACGGUUUGAAGAUCGAGAUAUGUUUGAAUCUAUAUUGGACUCAAUACUUUUACCGCGGAGUCCAGGAACCGAUGGUCACAAAUCUGUCCAAAAAUUUAUCAUUAAAAUGAUUAAAUCGUUGGGUUGGAGCCUAGAGGAGGACAAGUUUACUAGUAGUACACCAUUGGGAAGGCGUACGUUCAACAACAUAAUGGCCACAAUAGAGCCCAACCAUUGUAAGCGAAUCAUACUGUCCUGUCAUUAUGACUCUAAACUGAAUCGAGAAAAAACAUUUAUCGGAGCCAUUGACUCAGCCGUUCCCUGUGCUAUGAUAUUACAUUUGGGACUCAUAUUAGACAAAUACCUUAAAAAAGCAAACAAUGAGACAACCGUUCAAAUGGUGUUUUUCGAUGGCGAAGAAGCAAUGGUCCAGUGGUCUAAUGAGGACUCAUUGUACGGCUCCCGACAUUUGGCCAACAAAUGGAAUCAUAAACAGUAUCCGAAAAGUAUGACAAAUAUGUGCCAAAACUCAUCGCUUGGACAGACAUCUGAAUUGGAUAGGAUUGAACUCAUGGUUUUGCUUGACUUGAUUGGUGCCGCAAAUCCCAAGUUUUAUAGUUAUUUUCCAAAUACUAAACCACUUUUUAACAGACUUAUGGAAAUUGAGAAAAAACUGAAUGAUUUAAAUUUAAUGGAAAUCAGUAAUAGUGGUCGUAAGCGGACAUCAUAUUUUAAUAGCCGACACCCAUUUAGUUAUAUAGAGGACGACCAUGUACCGUUUCUUAAGCUUAAUGUACCGGUGCUUCAUAUGAUACCGACACCGUUUCCCAGUGUCUGGCAUCGGGAGUCCGAUAACAGAGAGAAUCUAAACUUUUCUACAAUUAAUAAUUUGAUGAAAAUUUUUCGCAUUUUUAUUGCUGAAUAUUUGCAUCUAAAUAUUGAUAAUUAA